AUGUGUUUAACCUUCAUCAAUCUAUCUCAAAACAAUGGUUUGUCAGGAACUCUUCCGCCGUCAAUUGGGAAUUUGACAAAGCUUGUGAACCUAUUGCUAACCGGAUGCAGCUUCCAUGGCCUAAUUCCAGACACAUUAGGAUCUCUAACACAGCUUGUCAAUUUAUAUCUGAAUUCUAAUAGCUUCAGUGGACCUAUACCAGCUUCCAUUGGCAAUCUUACCAACCUUGUUUUGCUGGAUUUGACUGAUAACCAGCUCAAUGGAACAAUUCCAGUCUCUAAUGAAACUUCACCUGGAUUGGAUGGACUAGUUAAUGCAUUGCACUUUCAUUUUGGAAGAAAUCAGCUCACAGGACCAGUCUCACUUUCACUUUUCAGCUCAGAAAUGAAAUUGAUACAUGUGCUUUUUGACAACAACAACUUCACUGGUAGCAUCCCCACUUCACUAGAACAUCUGCAAAACUUGCAGGUCAUACGCAUGGACAAGAAUUCAUUCAACGGGACUGUCAGUUUCAACUUCACUAGCUUCCCAAACAUCACUACAAUAUAUUUGUCCAACAAUCAAUUGACUGGCCCUUUGCCUAAACUUACUGGCUUGAGCAAACUCAACUAUGUGGACAUGAGCAAUAAUAGCUUUGAAGGGUCAACUAUUCCACCAGGGUUUUCAAGCUUGCAAUCUUCGACAACUUUAGUAAUGGAGAACACAAAUCUUCGAGGACCAAUACCCGUUGAACUCUUCAGUCUUCCUUGGUUGGAGUCAGUGAUACUAAAGAACAAUCAACUUGAUGAAACCUUAGAUAUUGGCACAAGCUAUGGAAGCCAACUGCAUCUCAUUGAUGUGCAGAACAAUUCCAUAGAAUAUUUUGUAGUAACAGGAUAUAAUAAGAGUUUAAAUCUCCAGAAUAAUCCAAUUUGUGAGCAAUCAGUAGAAAAGAGCUGCUUAGCUCCCCAAGUUCCAAGUUCUUCACCUUCCACACCACCAAAUAAUUGUGUGCCUAACUGUUCAAAUUCCCCAAUCAUUGGAAUCUUAAUCUUCAGAUAUUUUAGCUUCUCAAACUGGGACAACAUAAGUUACUACAAUUUUCUUAGAGAUAAGUUCAUGGAUUCUUUCAAAGCAUCAAAUCUCCCUGUAGACUCAAUGACCUUCCGGUUCGUGACUGGGAAUGAUUACCUAGAGUUGGACGUGAAGGUCUUUCCAUCUGGUAGCAACCGUUUCAACAGAACGACUUUUGCCAUGAUCAGUUCUCAGCUAAACAACAUAAAUUUUGUCAAUCUCUCACCAAAUUAUGGACCCUCCUAUUACAUCAAUCACAGUAAUUAUUUCCAAGAGAAAAAGUCACAAAUUUGGGUCAUGAUUGGAGCAACAGUUGGUGGAUUUAUACUUGUAGUACUAUUACUUUCCGGAAUGUAUGCUAUCCGUCAGAGGAAGAAAGCAAGAAGAGCAACUAAACUAAACGAUCCAUUUGCAUCUUGGAACCCAAAUGACACCACUACUAGUCCUCCUAUAAUCAAUGCUCCAAGACGUUUUUCCUUUAAAGAGCUUAAGAAAUGCACUAAAAAUUUUUCAGACACCAACAUUUUAGGAACCGGGGGAUACGGACAGGUUUACAAAGGAAAGCUUGAAACAGGGUUAGAAGUUGCAAUUAAAAGAGCUAAGCAGGGAUCAUUGCAGGGUCGAAAGGAGUUUAAAAGCGAGAUUGAGAUGCUAUCAAGGGCUCAUCAUAAAAAUAUUGUUAGUCUUGUGGGUUACUGCUACGAGCAAAGUGAACAGAUGCUGGUUUAUGAAUUCAUUCAGAAUGGUACUCUAAAGGAUAGUCUCUCAGGAAAAUCAGGAAUCCAGUUAAGUUGGACGCAGAGACUGAGAAUAGCCAUUGAUUCAGCAAGAGGUUUGGAAUAUUUGCAUGAUCAUACAAAUCCAUCAAUCAUACACAGGGACAUCAAAUCAAAUAACAUUCUACUCGAUUAUCACCUUACAGCAAAAGUUGCUGAUUUUGGUAUAUCUAAGACUUUGGAUGGGAUAGAAAACAGUCGUGUUACCACUGAGGUCAAAGGAACCCGAGCAAGUAUAGCAUCCUCCAAAAUCUUACACCAGAAAAAAUGAACUUUAAUUUCCCAUUUUGGUAAUGAACAUAAAGGUAAAGAAGUAAUAAAUUACAGGAAGGUAAUAAGCAUGUUGGCUAAUGGAAUUGAGUUCAUUGAUGAUUAUACUGUAGCACUGUAUAAGUUAGCCUGGGAAUGGAACCUUUUUUUUUUUUUCAAUGGUGCAGGGAUACUUGGAUCCCGAAUAUUUCAGGACGUAACAGUUAACAAAAAAGAGUGAUGUUUAUAGCUUUGGAGUGGUAAUGCUAGAGUUAAUAACUGGGCGAAGUUCAAUUGAACGAGGGAGGUACAUUGUGAGUGAGUUGAAGAAGGCAAUGGAUAGGACAAAAGAUUUAUAUAACCUCCAUUUGUGUAUUGAUCGUGUCAUGAACCAGGACACUUUAAGUGGUUUGGAGAAUUUUGUUAAUCUGGCAAUGAGGUGUGUUGAAGAUUUGGGGGCCAAUUGGCCUACAAUGAGCGAGGUGGUCAAACAGAUUGAAGACAUCCUGCGGCUAGCUGACUCUGAACCCCAAUCGAAAUCAUCAGUCUUUUCUAUUACUUUCAAUUAACCUUUAAUAAAUUGAACACUCUUGAGAGGAAAAUCUUAGUGUUGAUUUAAGAUUCCUUUUAAUUGAAAGUAUUGUGAAUACUCUUACGUUUAUGUCUUUUGUAAAGCAAGGAUUUUGAUUGAAUGCCAAAUACUGUAAUUUGGAGGAGCUCUGGCUAUUAUACAGACAUGUAAAUUAACGUUGACUA
Pistacia vera is the source of this 2834-nucleotide messenger RNA. Its product is annotated as probable leucine-rich repeat receptor-like protein kinase At5g49770. Gene Ontology annotation, molecular function: ATP binding; protein binding; protein kinase activity. NCBI's taxonomy places the organism in Eukaryota, Viridiplantae, Streptophyta, Magnoliopsida, Sapindales, Anacardiaceae. The record is from RefSeq and is a predicted model, not a curated record. The transcript has 16 exons. Gene Ontology annotation, biological process: protein phosphorylation. Bases 1 to 2100 code for a protein of 699 amino acids.